AUGCAGCGCCAACAUCCCCCCCCAGAGGAUCCUGACGAGACCAUGGUAGGUGACAUGGAGCCAAAGAUACCGGAAAUUCGGCAUUUAUCGGAUGAUGAGCGCGCCAAACUAGAGAGUGAUCACUCCGAAAUGGUUGAUGCCAUGAAGGCUGCGCACAAACAAGAGCUUGCACAGCUAGCAGAAGUGCAUCGGCGCUCGAAUGAAGAAUUGUUUACUAGCCAUGCUGCUGAAUUGGCCCGUGCCUAUAGCGGCCGUACAAAAGAGCUCGAGGAAUUGCGUUCGGAACAUGAGGCUACCCUGGCGACAACUUCUCAGAUGUAUGAAGAGCGAUUGGCCCACAGCAAAGUGGCACAGUCUGAGGCGGCAUCUCAUCACGCCGCCCAAAUACGUUGUCAUACGAGUGCGCACACGGAUACUUUGCAAAAGACGCUGCACCUAGAUUCUGCCAUGGAAGAGCUGGAAUUUAACCUCAAUCAGAAUACUACGAAACUCACUACUAUGCAGCAUCGCAUGGACACAUACGAAGCUUAUGUAUGGCAGUUGGAGAAACAGUACAGAGACGCUUUGGAAGCUCAUGCAUCACUGCGCAUUGCGCAUCAUACCCUUUCAACGGAGCAUGAACUAGCUUCCAGGCGGUUGGCUGAGCUCGAGACCUCAGUGACUGAGCGUGAUGAGGCAGUUGUGCGUACACAAACGCAGCUUGAGCAUACCCAAGCUGCCCUGGAUCAGCGUGACAGUGAGUUGGCCUCCAAGUCUAGCCGUUUGGCCGACGCGGAGAACCAACUAGCGGAGCUCCAGUCUGAACUUGAGCGUUCCACGCAAAUCCAAACCAACGUGGAUCAGGUCCUGCAGCAGCUUGCCGUGUCGGAAGCCCAGGUAGCUGAUCUCCAGAAGCAACUCAAGAGCUUGGAGCUUGUCAAAGCGGAGCGUGUCCAGUGGGCUGGAGAAAUGCAUGAGCUACAGAAAAUGCUCUCCAUGUACAAGAGCAGUGCUUCUCAUGCUGAGCAGGAACAGGAGCGAGCGAAAGAGCAGAUGGAGAAGCUACAGGCUGAGUUUUUCGUCUUGGAACAAGCAUUAGUGGACCGUGAAGCUGACAUCCGAGCGCUGAAAGAGAGCAAGCGAAGAUACGCGGAGCAAAUUCGCACGGAGCGUGCUGAGCAUGCGGCAAAGCGGGACGCAGAUCAGAAUGCGGCGUUGCUUACGCAGCGCGUGGCUGACCUUGAGCUGGAACUGAGUGCGAAGGCUAGCGAAAUUGAAGAAGCCGAUACGCGUAUGUUGCUUGUCAUGAAGGAAAACAAACGGCUCGCUGCCCAAGUGAAGGCGCUGCGGAAUGAGACGAAACGCGCCUUGCAAGAUGUGACCAACAACCAGGCAUCGAAUGGGUCACCGGAAAAGCCCGAUGCGUCGUUGCCCAAUCGCUUAGCGCGGCUACGCCCGGUGUCAUGA
Molecule: messenger RNA, 1446 nt
Organism: Malassezia sympodialis ATCC 42132
Lineage: Eukaryota; Fungi; Basidiomycota; Malasseziomycetes; Malasseziales; Malasseziaceae
Source: RefSeq, a predicted model, not a curated record